UGUUAGCGACGUUGGCGUCGGUGGCUGGUGCGUCCGGUAACAUAACGCGCAGACACCGACUGAGCCAUCAACAAAUAUUCUCCAAAACGGAGUAAAACAUUGUGUCAUUUCAGGCUGACGUUCCCAAACAGUUUUAGCAAAACAUGUCAGGAGAUAUAAAUAUGCACCCCGAGAAGCCCAAUGAAUUCAGUGACGAGAAUGAUAAUAAAGGCGAGGAAGACGGCAAAUCACCCAAUGACCUGCAUGUGGAGUCAGCCACUGUUUAUGGAGGCUGUGAGGGCCCUGACGCCAUGUAUGUGAAAUUGGUAAGCAGUGAUGGACAUGAAUUUAUCGUCAAGAGAGAACAUGCACUCACCAGCGGCACUAUCAAAGCAAUGCUCAGUGGCCCUGGCCAAUUCGCUGAGAACGAGGCUAACGAAGUCAAUUUUAGGGAGAUUCCAUCGCACGUGCUCCAGAAGGUGUGCAUGUAUUUCACCUAUAAAGUUCGUUACACCAACAGCAGCACGGAAAUCCCAGAGUUCCCAAUAGCUCCUGAAAUAGCCCUGGAGCUGCUCAUGGCUGGGAAUUUCCUGGACUGUUAGAAAAUUUAAAGAACUCAGCCCGAAGCAACAAAAAUGAACGAUAAUACUGGCAAAACUCGGGUUCGUGAUUGAGAAAAUAUGCAACUAUCCAGGAGUCCUUAUUUUUUUUUUAUUUUUUCGCCUGUAUAUAUUUUUCUCUUCAUUUCGUUAAGGGGAAACGGACUCUUUUUGUGUCCAAAAAUAUUGAUAACUUUUUUUUCUCGCACACUUAUUAUCUUUUAUUUGUGAAAUUACAAUUACGACUACUACUUCAUCGAAUCGAUCAUUCCAUUGUUAAGUGAAUUAAGGAGUUUCAUGAAUAAAAAAAAAAUUGUUAGAGGAAAGUAUAUCCUUUGUAAAAUUCAUGUAACCAUAGGGGUUCCGUUACCCCUUAAGUGCUAAUUAUAUCAGUGAAUGCGAGCUUUUUCAAUGAUUUGCUAAUAACAAGGGAUUAAUUCGUAGGAUACUUCGAAUUCUGGUCAGGGCAUUGAUGAAGUUAGUCACGUCGUGUUCGAUUUCAUUAAAUUGAAUUAUUGUAUUAUGUUUAACAAGCACUAGAACUGAGAAUGAUGAACGUAAAAUUGAAAAUUGGAUUUAAUAAAAAUAUAAAAAAAAUCAAAUAACUUCAUAAGUUUAAAUGGAUAAAAUGUUACGAAUAAAAUUUUGAAAAAGAA
Diachasmimorpha longicaudata is the source of this 1234-nucleotide messenger RNA. RefSeq names its product Elongin C (gene Eloc). The record is from RefSeq and is a predicted model, not a curated record. Gene Ontology annotation, cellular component: elongin complex. The transcript is spliced from 4 exons. Gene Ontology annotation, molecular function: protein-macromolecule adaptor activity. NCBI's taxonomy places the organism in Eukaryota, Metazoa, Arthropoda, Insecta, Hymenoptera, Braconidae. Bases 144 to 581 code for a protein of 145 amino acids. Gene Ontology annotation, biological process: ubiquitin-dependent protein catabolic process.